Messenger RNA from Lycium ferocissimum, 2093 nucleotides. Its product is annotated as NAC domain-containing protein 53-like. The coding region runs from base 175 to 1758 and encodes 527 amino acids. The record is from RefSeq and is a predicted model, not a curated record. Gene Ontology annotation, biological process: regulation of DNA-templated transcription. The transcript is spliced from 6 exons. Gene Ontology annotation, molecular function: DNA binding. Lineage: Eukaryota; Viridiplantae; Streptophyta; Magnoliopsida; Solanales; Solanaceae.
AAUAACAAAGUCAUCCAAAUUCUACUUUUCAGUCAUCACAAAAAAAUGUCUUCUUUUUUUUCAAGUCCAUUAGCAAAUUAGCAUACCAAAACCCUAAUCUCAAAUUUUCUCCAUCAACCAGUUUUAAGGUCUAGGUAAUUCGUUUUUUAGAAAUUUUGUGAUCAUAGUGUAAUCAUGUCAAAAUUGUUGGCACCAGGGUUUAGAUUUCAUCCAACUGAUGAAGAAUUAGUUCGGUAUUAUUUACGCCGUAAAAUUUAUGGAAGACCAUUUAAGUCUGAUCUAAUAUCUGAGAUUGAUAUUUACAAAGUUGAGCCUUGGGAUCUUCCUGGCAUGUCAAGGCUGAAAACAAGAGAUUUGGAGUGGUACUUCUUUAGUGUUCUUGAUAAGAAGUACGGAAAUGGAGCAAGGACAAACCGAGCGACAGGAAAAGGCUACUGGAAGACAACCGGAAAAGAUAGGGCUGUCCAACGUAAUAAGUCUCAGGUUGUGGGGAUGAAGAAGACUCUAGUUUAUCACAGUGGUCGGGCUCCGAAGGGUCAGAGGACUAAUUGGGUGAUGCAUGAGUACAGACUGAUUGAUGAGGAGUUGGAUAGAGCUGGAAUUCCUCAGGAUGCAUUCGUGUUAUGCAGAGUCUUCCAGAAGAGUGGUGCAGGGCCGAAGAAUGGGGAACAAUAUGGGGCACCUUUUAUAGAGGAGGAAUGGGAGGAUGAUGAGUUACAAGUGCUUCCGAAGGAUGAGGCUGCUGAGGAAUUUGUAUUUGGUGAUGAUAUUUAUUUAGAUGGAAAUGACCUUGACCAGAUUCUUGGGACUGGUACAGCUGUCGCUGGUUCUGCUCUUCCUUUGAACUAUUCUUACGGUGAAAAUGGAAGUACUGAGGAGACAAAUAACUCCUCUGAUGCACAAAGUUGGCUACAGCAACCUGAUGAGCUAAAACCAACUAAUAUAGCUGUUCAACAGAACAUUGAUGCCGAUAAAGUCAUUCAUGAAUAUAUUGGUGAAUCAAGCAAGAACGUGAACUCUGAAGAUGGGGAUUACUUGCUUAAUCAACCAAUUGUAAAUGUGACUGACGGCCUCCAAUAUAAUGAUGAAGCUUUCCUCGAAGCUAAUGACCUUUCAAAUCCCAUUGAGGUUGAUAGCUCUGGUUUCGAUAUGCUUGAGGAAUACCUUACUUACUUUGAUGCAAAUGAUGACUUCCAGACUAUGGGUUUCGAUCCUUCUGUUUUCUUUGGAAAUGAUGACCAAAUUUCUGAUCAAGCACUGCUGGCUGAGAAGCAGAAUAUUGGUGAGGUAACCCAGCAAGCUAUUGCACCAAAUAAAGGGCGUUGUGAAGAUAUGAAUGAUUUCACGUCAUCCUCUAAACUGAAACCAACUAAAUAUGUAUCGGAUUAUCAGUAUCCAUUUAUGAAGAAGGCAAGCGAGAUGUUGGGAAAUAUUCAUGCUCCUCCUGCAUUUGCUUCAGAAUUCCCUACAAAAGAUGCAGCUCUCCGUCUGAACUCAAUGUCUCAGUCAGCUAGUUCAGUGCACAUCACUGGUGGUUUAGUUCAAAUUAAACCAAUGGGCAAGCAUGGGGAUUACAACAUUGUCCUAUCUUUUGGCUUGUCUCGGGGUAGUGUUGACUCUGCCGUGGGAUCAUUUCAGAGCAUUCAUCCGGGAAAGACAACUUCGACGGUUUCCAGAGGCUGGGUCUAUUAUCUAUUUUUUUCGUUCCUAAUGCUUUUGAUGAGCCUCGGAGUAGGGACCUUAAUCUGUGCCAGUUAAGGUUUGAGCACUAUAGGAGACUUGAUCAUGCCGAAGUUCGAGGUGGCUGUUAGUAUACAACUACUCGGCACAUGAUUGGAUCUCAACUAAGACUUAAUAUUGCUUACGUGUAGGGGGAUAGUUACCUUUUCUUUUUUUCCCUUUUUGCCUUGCCUCUUUUUUGGGUGUUAAGUUAUAAAAUUACAGUGUUUGAGUCUACUACUGAUUUGCUUCAAGUAAAUGAGACUUUGGAUCAUUAUAAGCUUCCAGCUCUGUUGCUUAGAACAUGUUAUUCAUAACAGUUCUGUUUGUAUCAUGUAGACAUUUUUCUUUGAAUCACAAAGUCUCUUGACUUA